Molecule: messenger RNA, 7215 nt
Organism: Diaporthe amygdali
Lineage: Eukaryota; Fungi; Ascomycota; Sordariomycetes; Diaporthales; Diaporthaceae
Product: protein kinase rad3
Exons: 9
Coding region: 1-7215 (2404 amino acids)
Biological process (GO): protein phosphorylation; telomere maintenance; DNA damage checkpoint signaling
Cellular component (GO): nucleus
Molecular function (GO): protein serine/threonine kinase activity; protein binding
Source: RefSeq, a predicted model, not a curated record
AUGGCUGCCGAGUCCCAUAACCGGGCUGCACCAACCUCUCACAAUGCUGGGAACCCAAUAGCAAACGCGAAUGGUGGACCUCCUCCGUCCACCUUGGCUGCACAGCUCGCCGGUAACAUCUCGACCUCAGCCAAGUCCUCGAGACCUGACGAGGCCAGCGAGCUCAAACGCCUGUUUGAGGAGAUUGAGAGGGUCAAGAACAAGCCAGAGUCGUUAAAGACUCCAGACGAGCAUGUGGAGCACAAUCACAUGCUGAUCUACGUUUACGCCCGCGUCAUUCUCGAUGCUCUCAAGUGGGACGACCCAUUCGCCGACCGCGAGCAGUUGAAGGCCGAUGCCUUGACCGCUAUCCACUUUCUCAAGGUCACCAUCGCCGAAACACCAACCGUUCUCACAUUUACUACGAAUGGCUCAGCCUUCCUUCAUCGAGGCUCCGAGCCACUGUGGGUCUGGCUGUUCCCCAAACUCCUCAGGAUGCUCGGACAUCCGCGGAGUAUAGCCUUGUUAUCUCCAUUGGAAUCACUCUUUCACUUUGUUCUCGUGACAGCAAGCACAUCUGGCGGCCUAUGGAAUGUCUGCGAUCCAUUGUUUGGCUAUCUGCAGGCAAAUUUUCGGUCGAUCCUGGCCCAUCUCAAGCUGGCUUCACCAGCUGCUAAAGGGAGUGUGGAUAUUGAGCUACCGGACCACCAUACCCUGGACUCAUUACUUCCCCGGGGGACCUCUACGGAUGCUGUCCGCUGUCCAGCUUAUACCCUUGGUGAUGCGGAUCACGCCCUUCGGCAUGCUUCAUGUCUUCUGAAGAUUUUGCAUAGUGUUGCGGUGCCAGAUGGAAUGCCAAAGCAACAGGUGCCUCCUUUCAUCAAGCACAUUUCCUGGCUGGUGGAUUGCGUUGAGGCCCUGAACGAAGAGCAGAGGCGAUGGAGAGAAUAUGGCAAUCACAACCCGGUUUCCCUUUUGAAACAAGCUUUGAGCCUGGUUUCUCCCCUCUCAGGCGUGGAGCAAGUGGUACUACACAAGUUGUAUUCAGUCAUCGUCUUGCUCACAGCAGAUGUUGUUGUGCACCAAACAGGAGCCUCAGAUCAUCAGCAGGCCGACGCAUCGGCCAUGAAGGUACUGGCUUUGGCCCUUGUCCAAGUUGCUGAUGUUGCAGCCAAACACAGACCUGUAGCCAAACUCGCUGCUGCUCAACUGCUCAAAGCGUUGGAUCAGAUGCUCACUGAAGGGAUCGCCGGCGAUGCUUCCGGGGAUUUGCAGCGGUCUAUAUCUCUGUUUCGCGAGGCAGUGACCCUCCCUGUACCACAACCAUUCAGUCCCGAGCUCUCCCCAGGCUCUUUUGUGGACAGGGAUUUGCGGUUCAAGGUACAAUCUAUUACGUCGAAGGCGCACGCGCCAACAGAUCAGAAGCGGGCUAUCAAACGGAGGAAAAUUGCGCAGGAGUCAUCGUCCAUGCCUCACGUCCUAAAUCAGCUCUCUCGAGUACUUCCUGAUGGUACCCUGAGCCUCGGAUCAGUCGGACAACCUGGUCUACAUUGCUCGUUUUGCUCCACGGCCGACAGAACGGGACCACGGCCGCCAUGUACUGAUCCUGUGGCUGUGACCUUGGCUGGCACGAUCUUCACAGAGCUCAUACAGAUGUCAGCAUUUCGCGAAUCGCGUCGACCACGGGUCGUGGCUAUGAUAGCCCUCCGACGUAUUGUUGUACACUCAAAAAUCCCAGAUAUGUUGGAUCUGGAAAAGUCGGCUAUUGGCCAGUGGUGCUUAUCAACCCUACAGAGCUCUCUCAGAGAGCUCCGCAUUGCUGCCGGAAGAGCAAUCACACUUUUUUUGCGGCCAAGUGUCAGCCAGGCUGUUGGCGUCCAAAUCUUAAAUCGGAAUACAGCCAACGCUUUGGGGUUCUUAAGGUCAAUUUCCGAUAAAAACGAGCCCAACAUCAAUGAGACUUCGCUGAUGGCUUGGGGCCAGCUGGGCAGGGUUGUAUCGGAUGAAGGCCUUAAUCUUGUCCUGGUCAAAAUGUUGGAAUUCCUCGGCCAUCAGAACCCUAUCGUCUCUGCAGUCGCCUUGAACGAGAUCACAAACCUCGCCGCCUCUCGGAGAACAACACCUCGACGCCUCUUGGAGCCCUUCUGGAGAAGUCUUGCAUACUCAAUCGUCAAAGACAUGCUCACGCGGCCUCAGACUACACAAAUGGUGGCAGAUCUCUUGAGAACCAGCGUCACAGAGCUACUCCUGCUCAUCCAAUCUCAUGCUUUGCCCUGGCUUGUGCUGCAUAGGAAGAGGGACAUUAUACAAAAGUUUUCGGAGGCCAGACGAGAUGAGCACUUACAAGACAUGUUCCUGGAUGAAACAAAUUUGAGUGCCAUCCUAGCACGUCUGUUCGUGCAGGAUGAUGCAAAUAUCGAACAUUUGUCGAUGUCGGCGCUGACCGAUGUCUGCCCAACGUUCCGCGGCACGGCUCUCACAGAGGUGUUGAAGACCAGUCCUGUCCUGACGAUCUUGGAGCUUCUGAGAAUGAGUGUGGAAGGAAACGAAUCGACGAAGGCUUCUGCCCGCUCCGCACUCACUAUGGUGGCAAACUUGUUAGUGAUUGUUCCUCGCGAUGGUAAGAGAAAGGGCGGCCACCACAUUAUCGGCCGCUUUCUCCGAGAGCAUGCUCUUGGCUUGUCGGCGCGAAUGGUAGAGGUCAUCAACAACACCUCACCAGUUCCUCCGCCUAUGCGGGAGCGCAGACUGUGCAUUAGGGCCAUGGAAGAAAUGAUAGUGUUGGCCAAGGAAUACAUGCGCAUAGCACGACCACAGAUAUCCGUAUGUCUCCUGUCGGCUCUGUCACUAGACGAAUUGAGGACAACCGCAUUUGCGUGUUGGCACUCGAUGGUGACGCAUGUUGGAGAGGAAGAUGUCGAGGAGCUCAUCGAAACCACGUUUUUCAUCAUCGGGCAAUAUUGGACUUGCUUUGCAGAGGAGAGCCGAGAAAAGAGCAAGGCUUUGCUGCGUUUCCUGCUCAACAACCACGAGGCAGUCCUGAACAAUACCGUCUCCAAACUUCCGUCGCUAAGCCAUAUCAGUGAGCUCUCGGAGCUCUGGAACACACUCAACUCGCGCCGGCCGCUGCUCGAUAGUCGCGCUGCCUUCGCCCUCUACAUCGAACGGAUACGUCACGAAAAUGCUGGUGUCGUCGAAAAGGGUCUGCUUGAGCUCUCAGAGUAUCUACGGCAGAAUCAAGGUUACAUACAGGCGUCGGCCAUCAGUGAGCAGCCUGACAGCGUCGUGGAAGACUUGGCUCGAACAUUGCUGGACUGCACUUCGAAGUACAACGGGAUCAACUCCAAUAUUGCUCGAAUAUGCGCAGAGUGUAUUGGCUUGAUGGGCUGCCUCGACUCAAAUAGGCUCGAAACCGUUCGAGAGCAGCGCGAGUUUAUUGCACUCUCGAAUUUUACAGAUGCGGACGAAACGACCGAUUUUGCUGCGUUCAUUUUGGAGGAGGUGCUCGUCAAGUCUUUCGUGUCGACUACGGAUUCUAGUUUGCAAGGGUUUCUGUCAUAUGUCAUGCAAGAGCUCCUAGAGAGAUGCGACUACAAAACAGCCGUUGGCCUGCAGGGAGCAGAAGGUGAGCGUAUAUAUCGGAAAUGGCUGAGUAUGCCGGAAAGCGUGCGCGACGUCCUGCUUCCCUUUUUGACGUCCAGGUACAAGCUUGCGCCGAUGCCGAGCAUAAAGACCGAGUAUCCCAUCUUCCGCACCGGACGCUCAUAUGCCAACUGGCUCCGGCAGUUUACACUGGACUUGCUACACAAGGGGCAAAAUCCUUUUGCAGACAUCAUAUUUGACCCUUUAUGUCGGGCUAUCAGGGUCAAGGACUUGUCGGUCGCCAUCUUCAUGCUCCCAUACCUCGUUGUCCACAUCACUCUUGGCAACAAGAGUACACAACAAGAAAAGAAUGCAGUGUGGAAUGAAUUGCUGUGCAUACUGAAACAAGAUGUGCCUGAAAAUGCGUCUUACUUGGAGAGGGAGGACAAGAAGCUGUUUUGCGAGGCUGUUUUCCGAGUCAUCGAUUAUGCAAUGAGAUUCUUGCAGUUGAAGAGGUCGUCUCGACUUAGUAAAACCGAUGAGAAUAACCUCGCACUUAUCCAGAAACGGUUGGAUUCCAUACCGCCAGAGCUGGUGUCUCAACGGGCCAUUGACUGCAAACAAUAUGCCCGGGCUUUGUUCCACCUGGAGCCUCAUAUUUUGCGCCAGCAAGAGGAGCACGGCGAUGACGCCGAGAACAUCCAACAGGCACUUGACUCUCUGCAACAUGUCUAUGCCCAUAUUGACGAGCCCGAUGGUCUUGAAGGGGUAUCCGCCAACCUCAAAGUCAUCGAUCUCAAGCAGCAAAUUUUGAGUCACAGGAAGGCGGGAAGGUGGUCAAGGGCGCAGACCUGGUGCGAGGUUCAGCUCGCGGAGAACCCGCACAAUAUAGACGUGCAGAUUGAUCUGCUGACGUGUCUCAAAGAGUCAGGCCAAUACGAUGUGUUGUUGAACCAUGUUGGAGGCAUGGACACCGACGGACCCUGGAUCAACAAGAUUGCGCCUUUUGCAGUGGAAGCCGCUUGGGCCACCGGAAGAUGGGAGACCCUCAAGAAGUAUUUGGGUUCCUACAAGGCUGGCAAUCAUCUUGAUGAAUUCAAUCUUGGUGUUGGAUCAGCGCUCCUGGCCCUCAAGGAUGGCCAGAUAGAGAGCUUUGUCAACCAGAUCCAGGAUUUGAAGGAGAAAACUGCUUCUUCAAUGUCGAUGUCGGCUACUGCAUCACUCCAAGCAGCUCAUGACGCCAUGUUGAGGUGUCAUGUCCUAGCAGACCUCGAAAUUAUCGCCGGAGAUCACAAGAGAGGAGCUAGCGAUCAACAACAGGUCAUGACCUCUCUAGAUCGUCGGCUGGAGGUGCUGGGUGCAUAUGUUGGCAACAAACAGUACGUGCUGGGAAUACGCCGAGCAGCGAUGGAACUGAUGAGGCCGAAAUUUUCGGACGGAGAUAUAUCAUCCCUGUGGCUGUCUAGUGCGAGAUUGGCUCGAAAGGCAAACUCGCUGCAUCAGUCUUUCAACGCCGUUUUGCAUGCGUCCCAGCUUGGAGACGGCUCUGCAACUAUUGAAAACGCUAGACUGUUGUGGAAAGAAGGGCAUCACCGGAAAGCCAUUCAAAUCCUCGAAAACGCCAUCCAGACCAACUCGUUCAUCGGGUACAACUUGGGACCCGCUGCUCCUACGUCGAGUAAAGGCCCCGAGGUGCAAAGAAAUCUGCUGACUGCCCGAGCGCAUCUCCUCCUGGCGAAAUGGCAAGACUCCGCGGGGCAGACACACGCAAGUGCUUUGCGGGCGCAGUAUCAGCAGGCGGCAAAGACGCACGCGAUGUGGGAGAAGGGCCAUUAUUACCUCGGCCGUCACUACAAGAAAGUUCUUGAAUCUGAGAAGGCCUUGAGUCCAGACGAGCAGAGCGAUGAGUAUCUCACUGGGGAAACAGCCAAGCUUGUUAUCGAAAAUUACCUGCGCUCACUAAACUACGGCACAAAGUAUCUAUACCAGACAUUGCCACGGAUUCUAUCACUGUGGAUGGAUUUGGGUGCUCAGAUCGACAAGGCUCCCGAAGGGAAGAUUUCAGUGUCUAGGGAACUGUCCCAACGGAGAAAGACCUUGUUGCACGAGCUCAACAAGUACUUCUACAAACACAUGCAGCGCAUGCCUGCGUACAUAUUCUACACAGCAAUGCCACAAAUCGUGGCCCGCAUUGCUCAUCCGAACCCAGACAUUUUUACUCACCUGCAACACAUUAUCAUCAAGGUUGUGGAGGCACAUCCACGACAGGCUUUGUGGGGCCUGUUCGCUAUCAUGACCAGCAAGCAGUCGUCCGACCGAACAAGACGCGGCAUUCAGCUGCUGACUCAACUGCGCAACAGUAGUGGAAAGAGGGUGGACGGCUCAUCUUAUGACCUGAGACAGCUGUUAAGGAUGGGCGAGAAACUCGCAGAACAACUGCUUCUGGCUUGCAAUAACGGUGACUUCCAGAGCAACAGGACUACACAUGCCAGCAUUACUCGGGAUCUCAAUUUCAACCACAGGUGCACGCCCUGUCCGCUGGUUGUUCCCAUUGAGGCAUGUCUGACGGCCACACUGCCAACACUGACGGACAACAUCAAGAAGCACAAGGCCUUUUCGAGGGACGUUGUCGCAAUCGACUCGUUCCUGGACGAUGUGCUCGUUCUGGGCUCGCUCGCGAAGCCACGCAGACUUACCGCACGAGGCACGGAUGGGAAACUAUACAACCUGCUGAUCAAACCCAAGGAUGACCUGCGGACAGAUCAGCGUCUGAUGGAGUUCAACAGCAUGAUCAACCGGUCCCUGAAACGAGACGCAGAAAGCAGCCGCAGGCAACUCUAUAUUCGCACCUACGCAGUCACCCCUCUGAACGAAGAAUGUGGCAUCCUCGAGUGGGUGGAUGGGCUCAAGACACUGCGGGACAUCCUCCUGGGUCUGUACAAACCCCGUGGCAUUAUACCCAACUACGCCCAAAUAGCACAGAUGAUGAAGGAGGCCAGUGCGUCAGACAAGAACAUCACACUCUUUACAGAACAGGUGCUGGGCAUGUUCCCGCCCGUGCUGCCAAGCUGGUUCAUCUCACAGUUCCCCAACCCAUCAGCCUGGUUUGCGGCGCGACUCAAGUACACGCGAUCAUGCGCGGUCAUGUCGAUGGUGGGCACGAUACUGGGGCUGGGUGACAGGCACGGGGAGAACGUGCUGCUGGAAGAGGGCAACGGCGGUGUGUUCCACGUGGACUUCAACUGCCUGUUCGACAAGGGCCUGACGUUUGCGCAGCCUGAGCGGGUGCCGUUCCGGCUGACGCACAACAUGGUGGCGGCGAUGGGGAUCUACGGGUACGAAGGGCCGUUCCGGCAGUGCAGCGAGCUGACGCUGUCGAUCCUGCGGCAGCAGGAGGAGACGCUGAUGACGAUCCUGGAGGCGUUCAUCUACGACCCGACGCUGGACCUGCAGAGGGACAAGAAGCGCAAGAGCGAUGUGGUGAGGCUGAACCCGACGAGCGUGGUGGAGAGCAUCAAGAGGAAGGUCAGGGGAUUCAUCGGCGAUGAGAGCAUCCCGCUGGGCGUGGAGGGCCAGGUGGAAGAGCUGGUGAGGCAGGCGACGGAGCCGAGGAACUUGUCGGCCAUGUAUAUUGGGUGGUGUGCUUUCCUGUAG